Molecule: messenger RNA, 264 nt
Organism: Mesorhabditis belari
Lineage: Eukaryota; Metazoa; Nematoda; Chromadorea; Rhabditida; Rhabditidae
Source: the annotation of a GenBank genome assembly
AUGGGAGAAGUGACAAAAGAAGAAAUCGAAUCGGAAAUCGAGUUGAAAUUCUGGCUGGUUUUCAUUGGAUACAUCGUUUGUUCGAUGGCUUGGAUUGCAUAUUGUUUCAUUUCACAUCGAAGAGACGUUGAAUCUCUGAAACAAAUGGAAGAAUAUUGGGUGAAUCGACAAGUCGAACAAGAACGUUUAUUGCAAAAAUACGACAGUGUUCAAGUGGACGCGGCGAUUAGGAGAAGUUUAUUGGUGGAGACAAAUGAAAUCGCU